Talaromyces marneffei is the source of this 549-nucleotide messenger RNA. RefSeq lists its product as uncharacterized. The transcript is spliced from 4 exons. The record is from RefSeq and is a predicted model, not a curated record. Gene Ontology annotation, biological process: cell redox homeostasis; hydrogen peroxide catabolic process; cellular response to oxidative stress. Lineage: Eukaryota; Fungi; Ascomycota; Eurotiomycetes; Eurotiales; Trichocomaceae. Gene Ontology annotation, cellular component: mitochondrion; peroxisome; cytoplasm. Gene Ontology annotation, molecular function: thioredoxin peroxidase activity. The coding region runs from base 1 to 549 and encodes 182 amino acids.
AUGCUCGCCGCCCGCCGCUUCACAGCCGCCGUGCCUCGCACUCUCGGCGCCCAAUCCCCCCUCUUCCACUCGACUCGUCCAGCCUUUGUCAAAGUCGGCGAUGCCAUCCCCAACGUCGACCUCGUCGAAGACUCGCCCGGCAACAAGGUCAAUCUCUCCAAGGAAUUGACUGGCAAUGGCGUCAUUAUCGGUGUUCCGGCUGCUUUCAGCCCCGCUUGCUCCAGCACGCAUGUCCCCGGCUACAUCAACCACCCCGCCCUCAAGAACGCCGGAAAAGUCUUCGUCGUAUCCGUCAACGAUCCCUUUGUCAUGAAGGCAUGGGGCGCAGCUCUUGAUCCUUCCGGCAAGAGUGGUGUUCGCUUUUUGGCCGAUCCCGCCGGCUCAUUCACGGAUGCAUUGGAACUCGGAUUCGACAGUGCCGCCAUCUUCGGAAACCAGCGAAGCAAGCGUUAUGCCUUGGUGAUUGAGGACGGCAAGGUUAAGGAAGCUCACGUUGAGCCAGACAAUACUGGGGUUAAUGUGUCCGCCGCCGAAAAGGUUCUUGCUUAA